Rotaria sp. Silwood2 is the source of this 2328-nucleotide messenger RNA. Lineage: Eukaryota; Metazoa; Rotifera; Eurotatoria; Philodinida; Philodinidae. The record is from the annotation of a GenBank genome assembly.
AUGGCCACUGCUAUUUCAUCAACAGAUGCCGUUCAUACAAAAUCGGAUGACAUGCAUCUUGAAAUAUUCUGCCUCGUCUGGCUCGAUGCUGGUUCCAGUGCCAAAGACGGUCGUGAUACUGAACAGCAGCUGCGUUCUAUCAUUAAUCAUCUCAAGAAAUUUCAAAAUGUAGCCCAAUGUCAACAGUUUAUUUAUGAGCGAUCACCGAAAGAACGAGUAGUUAUGGUUGUAAGUGGUCAGUUGGGACGAGAAAUAGUUCCUUCUAUUCACAAUCUUCGACAAGUUAUAUCAAUAUAUGUCUAUUGUUUCGAUAAGAAAAGUAAUGAACAAUGGACUUAUAAAUACGCAAAAGUAAGGGCUGUUGUGGUUGAACUUGAUGAGCUCGUUUCUCGAAUUAAAGUUGAUCAUAAAAUUCAGAAAAUGGUCGAAGAGCCAUUAUCAAUUAAUAUUUUUACUACAGGUGGCGGUGCAGGUAACUCAACGAUGGGUUUAAAUGGUGAAUUUGUUUUUUCACAAGUUUUGAUUGAUUGUCUUAUCCGAUUACGAUACACCGAAUCAGAUAAAAAAGAACUUAUUCGUCUUUGUAAACAACAAUAUAAAGGUAAUAGCGCCGAAUUGAGUAAUAUUCGUGAAUUUCAAGACGAAUAUUCAUCUGACAAUGUAUUAUGGUGGUAUUCGCGAGAGUCGUUUUUUUACAAGACUCUUAAUGCUGCUCUUCGUACCCCAACUGAUAUUCAUACAAUAUUUUUGUUUCGUAAAUAUAUCACUGAUAUUCAAUAUCAAUUAGAAAAUUAUCAAGCUAAGAAUGCUCUUCGAGUUUAUCGAAGUCAAAUGAUAUCAACUAAUGAACUAGAAACUUUGAAGCAAUGCCGUGGUCAAUUUAUUUCCGUGAAUUCAUUUUUUUCUACCAGUAUUGAUAAACAGCAAGCUCUAUCAUUUCUCAAGGUUCCCGAUGAUGCAGAAAAUUUAGACGCAGUAUUAUUUCAAAUUGAUGUCGAUCCUAAGAUGGCAAUUACAAAACCAUUUGCUGAUAUCACUGAACAUAGUGAAUAUAAAGAUGAAGUUGAAGUGCUCUUUAUGCUUGGUUCUAUUUUUCGAGUGGAUAGUAUCAAUCGAAGUAAAAAUGGUCAAGUAUGGAUCAUUCAAAUGACAUUGUGCAAUGAUGAUGAACAUGAUUUAAAACAAGUUCUUAUGGAUAUGAAAGAACAGUUCGUGAGUGAAGAAACAAAUCUUCAGAAUUUAAGGAAAAUAUUAUUGGAGAUGGGAAAACCUGACCUGGCACAACAAUACUUCAUUCGCAUGUUAGAACAACUUUCACUCAACGACCCUUUACGCAUUGAUUUGUAUUUGGAUCUUGGGACACUUGAGUCAUAUGCCGGUCACUUGGACAAGAGUAUGGAAUGGCGCCAAAAAGCAAGUGCACUCAAAAAACAAAUUCAAUCUAUUUCUUCUUCCAGCAUUAGCAAACCAAAGAAUCCUAUUGUUCAUGGCAAUGAUCCAUUAUUCAAACUCAGAUGUGAAUUAAUCCUUCUCUGUGGUUCUAUCUAUAGAACAUUUGCAAGCUAUAAAUCUCAAAUUUAUAGACAUCAUCGAGAACUUAUUUCGAAAUCGCUUGAUAAAGUAGAUUUGUUCUCCCCUACUAAUUAUGAUUCAAAUAACGGUUAUACAUUUUCUUAUGCUGAUAAUUAUGCAUUUGAACAUGAGGCAACUAACAGUAACAGCAACGAUAAUUUUGAAUCGAUGAAUGAAUAUGAUGAAGAAACAGAACUUGAUUAUCCACUAUUCACGGAAACGAUUUUAGAACAUGAUGAAGAACCAUUUGAUAUGAAAAAAUUUCAGAAAUAUUAUACACGUUUUCUCUUGGAAUUACGUGAACAGCAUUUACUUUCUCAGAACAUUGUCUCAUCACUUACAUCCAGUUUUUCACUUUUAUUCAAUAUUGUGUUGUAUAGUAAUGAAGUUAGCGUUACCAACCCUAUUGGACCAAAAAAAGAUGAACAGAAAUUAUUAUUAUUUUACUAUAUGCUUGAUGAUUUACUUCCAAUUAUUCGAUCAUUGUUAAAUUCUAUUGGUUUAAUUGGUAUUUGUUUAUCUAAAUUUUUAACUAAUCCAUCACAUCGUCACAUAUAUUUUGAAUCAAUGACUAAUGAUUUAAACGAAUUGCAAACAAAAGGUUUCACAUUAUCCACCUGUACUGGACGUUUAUAUUUUGCAUUCGAUUUAAUGGCUACGGAUAACUUGGCGGCAAAUGAUCUUGGAGGUUUUCAGAAAAAUUUCAAUAAUGGUCAUUUCUGCCGUAUGUGCUAUGUUUCAAGUCUAUACCAUUAA